Molecule: messenger RNA, 1084 nt
Organism: Protomyces lactucae-debilis
Lineage: Eukaryota; Fungi; Ascomycota; Taphrinomycetes; Taphrinales; Protomycetaceae
Product: ATP synthase subunit D-domain-containing protein
Exons: 2
Coding region: 46-807 (253 amino acids)
Biological process (GO): vacuolar acidification
Cellular component (GO): vacuolar proton-transporting V-type ATPase complex; fungal-type vacuole membrane
Molecular function (GO): proton-transporting ATPase activity, rotational mechanism
Source: RefSeq, a predicted model, not a curated record
CGACACUAUAGUGACUAUACUCCACAUCAAGUACAGACAGGCGCCAUGUCUGGCAAGGACAGAGAACCCGUCUUCCCGACCCGCAUGUCUCUGGCGCUCAUGCAAACAAAGCUCAAGGGCGCCAAGUCGGGACACUCCCUCCUCAAGCGCAAAGCAGAAGCCCUCACCAAGCGCUUCCGCGAAAUCACACGCCGCAUCGAUGAGGCAAAGCGCAAGAUGGGGAGGGUCAUGCAGAUUGCUGCAUUUAGUCUUGCAGAAGUAGCGUAUACCGCUGGCUCAGAUAUCGGCUUUCAAGUCGCAGAGAGCGUCAAUAAGGCACGCUUUAAAGUACGCGCAAAGCAAGAAAAUGUCUCUGGUGUAUUGCUGCCUACAUUUGAGACCUUUGAAGAAGGAGAGAAUGAGUUUACGCUAACGGGACUCGGUCGCGGUGGACAACAAGUGCAAAAAGCGCGCGAAGUCUAUACAAAAGCAGUCGAAACGCUCGUCGAGCUGGCCAGUCUCCAGACUGCCUUUGUCAUUCUGGAUGAAGUCAUCAAAGUCACCAAUAGGCGUGUCAAUGCCAUUGAGCAUGUCAUCAUCCCCAAGGCGGAAAAUACAAUCAAGUAUAUCCAGCAGGAACUCGAAGAACUCGACCGUGAAGACUUUGUGCGGCUCAAAAAGGUUCAGGGAAAGAAGCAGGCACUCAAGGAGGAAGAGGAAGCCAGAGAAGCGGCAGAGGAAAAGCGAAAAGGCGCCAAAGCAAGCGAUACGUACGAGGUGAAUGAUGUCCUGGCAGAGGCACAGCAAGAGGACGACGUGAUUUUCUAGAGUAAUGAUCUUAUGCGUGCUCGAGCUGCCGGAGCUCUUGCGUCUCUGGUUGCUUGACUGGUGCAGUCGGCACAGAUGGCAGGUCCAUUGGCUCAUCAAUCGUGACUUGCUUCAUACUGGCGCUUGCCUCUGCAAGCAUCUGUUCAUACGCAUCCUCCACUUCUGUAUCGUCUUGACCAAUAGUCAUUGCUUGCUGCACUUCAUCCACCUGUGCCAUAGAAUCUGAAACUUGGUCCAUAAUGGCAUCGACACGCUCCAUGCCGCCCAUAGACUUGAG